This is a messenger RNA of Myxozyma melibiosi, 1693 nucleotides long. RefSeq names its product putative anthranilate synthase component I. Gene Ontology annotation, biological process: L-tryptophan biosynthetic process. Lineage: Eukaryota; Fungi; Ascomycota; Lipomycetes; Lipomycetales; Lipomycetaceae. The record is from RefSeq and is a predicted model, not a curated record. The transcript has 2 exons. The coding region runs from base 49 to 1575 and encodes 508 amino acids. Gene Ontology annotation, molecular function: anthranilate synthase activity.
CCGGUAUCGUAGCCAUUGACACGAACAAACACAGAGACACAGAGAAAGAUGCCGUCGCCGUCGCCUGCUAGUCCAGCACCGAGUGCUCCGAAGGUCGUCAUACAACCCGCUGUCGAGACAAUUCGGUCACUGCUUGCGAAAUCGCCCGACGCCAACGUGAUUCCGGUGUAUGCGUUUCUGCCGUCUGAUUUCCUCACGCCGUCGGUAGCGUACCUGAAGCUGAAAGGCGCCGCGCCGGCAGGCGCGUACUCGUUCUUGUUUGAGAGUGCGUUUAACGGAGAGUCGAUUGGGCGGUACAGUUUCCUGGGCGCGAACCCGCGCAAGGUGCUUGUGACUGGCAACGGGUUUGGCGAGGACGUGGAUCCGCUGCGACAGCUGGAGAGCGAGCUUGACAAGUACACUGUGCUGAAGCAGAGUGGGUUGCCGCCGCUUUCGGGUGGAGCGAUUGGAUAUGUGUCGUACGAUUGCAUCAAGUACUUUGAGCCCAAGACGAAGCGGGAGUUGAAGGAUAAUCUCGGGAUACCAGAGAGCGUGAUGAUGCUCUUUGACACGAUCGUUGCGUUCGACCAUGUCUUCCAGCGGAUCCAGAUUAUCACAAACAUCCACGUCCCGGACCAGGCCGGAUUCGAUCUUGAGGCUGCGCUCGAGGUGGCCCGGACGGAGAUCAAAAACGUGGCGGACGUGCUGUAUUCGCCGUUUGUCAACAUGCCGGAGCAGCCGCCGAUCGUGCCCAACCAGCAGUAUACCUCCAACAUCGGCCAGGAGGGCUACGAGAACCACGUCAAGCGUCUGAAAGAGCACAUCUACAAGGGCGAUAUAUUCCAGGGCGUGCCCUCGCAGCGCGUCGCGCGCCCGACCUCGCUGCACCCGUUCAACAUCUACCGACACCUGCGAACCGUCAACCCGUCGCCGUACAUGUUUUACAUCGACAACGUCGACUUCCAGAUCGUGGGCGCGAGCCCCGAGCUGCUCGUCAAGGCCGAGAACGGCCGCGUCAUCACGCACCCGAUCGCCGGCACCGUGCCGCGCGGCAAGUCCCGCGAGGAAGACGACAAGCUCGCGACAGAGCUCAAGUCGUCGCUCAAAGACCGCGCCGAGCACGUCAUGCUCGUCGACCUGGCCCGCAACGACAUCACCCGCGUGUGCGAUCCCAAGACCACGACUGUCGACAGACUGAUGGUCGUCGAGCGCUUUUCGCACGUCAUGCAUCUCGUCAGCCAGGUCUCGGGAGUUCUCCGCCCGGACAAGACCAGAUUCGACGCUUUCCGCAGCAUCUUCCCCGCAGGGACCGUGUCCGGCGCGCCCAAAGUCCGCGCGAUGCAGCUCAUCUCCGAGCUCGAAGGCGAGCGACGGGGCGUCUAUGCCGGCGCGGUCGGACACUGGGGGUACGAGGACUCGAGCAUGGACACCUGUAUCGCGCUGCGGACUAUGCUGGUCAAGGAUAACGUUGCGUAUCUGCAGGCGGGUGGAGGUAUUGUGUAUGACUCGGACCCGUAUGACGAGUAUUUGGAGAGUAUGAAUAAGUUGGGCGCAAACAUGCGUACCAUCACUGAGGCGGAGAAAUUGUACAUGUAGAUGUAGAUGUUUUGGUUCUAGUAUAAAUAAUCAGUAAAUUUACAUUUUUUAUAUUACUAUGAAUAUCAGAGCUAUAGUAUUCCACCUAUUCUAUGCCAAAUUUGACAAAGAAUGAGCU